AGCGUUUGUGUGAAUUACCUGAACGUGAUCGGCGUCGCUUGGAUGAAUUCCACUGCCAGCACCGGCGCUGUCGAAUCCGGGAAGAGCCGGGUCGAGAGCUGGACAAGCAGAUAAAGUACACAUCUGUUGAGGUCGGAGGUAUUCCUGCCAGCCAAUACAGUUCUUCACGCUGAAAUCAUCAUGACACUUGAAGCGGCGAAUGAAAUAUUUCGCACAAACAAUCACUUGUGCAGAUUUUCGAGUGAUGGAAGAUUUUUGGCAUUCGCGUUUCAGGGCAAUUUAGUGAUAAAAAAUACUGGAACCUUUGAUACAUUUCUCUCGUUUCCAUUCGUCGAUAUCAUAGAGUACAUCGAGUGGUCUCCUGAUAGCGAAUACAUUUUAUGCGCUACCUUCAAAAAAGCCAUUAUUCAAGUAUUUUCGAUCUGUUAUCCGGACUGGAGAUGCAAGCUAACGGAGGGUAGCUCUGGUUUAGAACAGGUCACCUGGACACCGGACAGUCGGCAUAUUAUCACUACUGGAGAUUUUAACAUACAAAUAUCUAUAUGGUCCUUGGAGAAUAGAUCUGUUACUUAUAUACAGAACAUCAAGUCGUCGUUUAGCAAAGUUCUACAUUUUAGUCCUGAUGGAAAGAGGUUGGCCCUCGUUUUAAAUAACGGGGAGAGUAAUGUUGCUCUAUACAAAACAAAUAAUUGGAAGAUAAGUAGGAAAUUGAUAUGCGAACGUUUGAAGAGCAUCGAUGGCAUAUCAUGGUCCCCAAAUAGCGAUUUACUUUGCAUUUGGUCCUCUGACGUUAUCGAUUCUAAAUUAUUAAUUUUUUCAACCGCUUCGGAGAGUCUUGUCGGUUCAUACGUACCUGACGAAGAAUUUAAAGAUUGUGAAUACACCAAAAAUGAAUUUGCCAGAAAGCUAAAGGGCAUUAACAGGGUGAAAUGGAUCACUGGUGGACAAUUAUUAGCUGUUGCAGGACACGGCGAAUUGGUUGUUCUGUUGAAUUAUUUGACCUGGAAGCCUUUGUUGUUGCUUUACCACGACCCAAUAAUACGGGAGAAUAACUAUCGUACUAAAGUGUACAAAGAAUGUGUUAUGCAAGUUAAGGAUUCCAACAAGCAACCUUCGCUGCACAAUCGGCACAUCAUGGAAGAGGUGAUUGCACGACCUAUAAGUCUCCCGGUAGUGAAAAGAGACUUAAUUAGCGGAAAUUCAGUGCCUGAAAUAGAUAUUCUUGAGUUCAGCGCUUGUGGCAGAUACUUGGCUACGAGACAUCAGGCGUAUCCCACGACAUUGUGGAUCUGGAACAUACUGUCGGACACCACUGACUAUCUCAUAUUGCAUAACGCGAUAACUAGUGUACUAUGGAAUCCCACAGGUACUAGUUUACUAGCAUUUACCGAGAGUUCGAACAUUUUCGAAUGGUCACCCGAUUCUGCCGCUUGUGUACCGACGCCUAAAGGAAUAUCAGUUGCCGACGCUCGAUGGCAUCCGCACGGCAAAAUCGCAGUUCUGUGCGGUUAUAACAAGGCUGCUAUCUAUCUCACGCAAUCUUGCGAUUAAUUUUAAUAAUUCAUUUCAUUCUGUUCGUUAUUUG
Molecule: messenger RNA, 1585 nt
Organism: Diprion similis
Lineage: Eukaryota; Metazoa; Arthropoda; Insecta; Hymenoptera; Diprionidae
Product: WD repeat-containing protein WRAP73-like
Exons: 8
Coding region: 181-1551 (456 amino acids)
Biological process (GO): mitotic sister chromatid segregation; protein localization to mitotic spindle pole body; microtubule anchoring at mitotic spindle pole body
Cellular component (GO): mitotic spindle; MWP complex; microtubule organizing center
Molecular function (GO): protein binding
Source: RefSeq, a predicted model, not a curated record